Messenger RNA from Neopsephotus bourkii (Bourke's parrot), 1249 nucleotides. It is a transcript of the gene ATPSCKMT, whose product is annotated as ATP synthase c subunit lysine N-methyltransferase. Gene Ontology annotation, molecular function: protein-lysine N-methyltransferase activity. The transcript has 5 exons. Bases 29 to 694 code for a protein of 221 amino acids. Gene Ontology annotation, cellular component: mitochondrion. Gene Ontology annotation, biological process: positive regulation of proton-transporting ATP synthase activity, rotational mechanism; peptidyl-lysine trimethylation; regulation of mitochondrial ATP synthesis coupled proton transport. NCBI's taxonomy places the organism in Eukaryota, Metazoa, Chordata, Aves, Psittaciformes, Psittacidae. The record is from RefSeq and is a predicted model, not a curated record.
AGGGGCAGUCACGCGGCGGAAGAGUGUGAUGUCCAAGGUGGUAGAAAAAGAGAGCCAUGCAGCAGCCCCGCAGGACGACUGCAAGGGCGCAUCAACAGGGAGGAGCUGGGGGCUGUGGGUCACCGCUGGUGUUGGUGGGACCUUAGUGGCUGUUUAUGCUGUGGUCAUACCCUUCGUGAUGCCGGCUCUGAGGAAAGUGUGCCUGCCCUUUGUUCCUGCAACUUCCACCCAGAUCCAGAAUGUGCUGAGAAUGUUAGAAAGCAGAAGUGGCUCCCUAGUUGACAUUGGUAGCGGGGAUGGCCGUAUUGUGAUAGCAGCUGCAAAAAUGGGUUUCAAAGCUGUUGGCUAUGAAUUAAAUCCCUGGCUGGUCUGGUACUCCAGGUACCGUGCUUGGAGAGAUGGGGUACAUCACAACACCAGAUUUUAUAUUUCAGACUUAUGGAAGGUUUCUUUUUCCUGUUAUAGAAAUGUCGUCGUUUUUGGGGUGCCUCAAAUGAUGCCACAGUUGGAGAAGAAGCUGGAAGAAGAACUGGAAUGUAAUGCCAGAAUCAUUGCCUGUCGUUUUCCUUUCCCUUGCUGGAUCCCAGAUCAUACUACUGGAGAGGGAAUAGACACUGUGUGGGCCUAUGAUUUGAAACACUCCAGAGAAUGUGAAACAAAAAGAUUGGAAAUUUCACCAGAGACAAAAUUCUAAAAAUCUAAUUUGUUUUUGAGCUGAAAUUUUUGGCUUUGAGUUCACCUUUUAAAGAGUGAACAGAGCCCCAGGAUAUGGAGAUAAAUAGUCACUAAAAUAAAUGAAAUACACCGGUUAUCUGAAAGCAGACAAAGGUUUGUGAAAGGUGUAGUGAAGUGGCUUAAUGUAGUUAGUAAAAAUUAUGAAAUAGUUCUAUGAGAAUCAGAAAACUUCAGUGUGGAAAAUGGGAUAAAACACGGUUCACUGUUGUUAAGGGGAAUGUAUGUACUAGUUAAGAUGCUCAGAUUGAUGAACUUAAUAUGUGCAUUCUUUUUGAGCCUAUGUGGCUUUUGUUAGUGGUGUUGGAAGCAGUGUGCAAGUGGCUUCUCAAAUGAGCCGCGGUUCCCAAAUGUCCAUUAUGUGUGCUGAGUAGGCAUAAAGCUGAAUAUAUCAAACUGAUGCAGAUGGAGUGUGAUGAUGAUACCAAUGUUUUGCACCUCAACCUUGAAUGUGUAUUUUUUUGAAGUUGAAUAUGACACAAGCAAAUAUAACAAGUUGCUUAUUCAUUAACACAAA